Cladophialophora carrionii CBS 160.54 is the source of this 2262-nucleotide messenger RNA. RefSeq lists its product as uncharacterized. NCBI's taxonomy places the organism in Eukaryota, Fungi, Ascomycota, Eurotiomycetes, Chaetothyriales, Herpotrichiellaceae. Gene Ontology annotation, molecular function: protein tyrosine/threonine phosphatase activity; MAP kinase tyrosine/serine/threonine phosphatase activity. Gene Ontology annotation, biological process: protein dephosphorylation; negative regulation of MAPK cascade. The transcript has a single exon. Bases 1 to 2262 code for a protein of 753 amino acids. Gene Ontology annotation, cellular component: nucleus; cytosol; cytoplasm. The record is from RefSeq and is a predicted model, not a curated record.
AUGCCCCACGUCGACGUCGGCUCGGUCAUGUCAACCCCGUUUCCGUCCUUCAUGUCAGUGGUGGGAAAACCCGAUUCAAGCCUCCUGAAGGAUAUGGAAGAAUUGGCUGCUGCUACCGGCUCGAUACCAGACAGCGACACCCAGAUCUUGGUGACUGACGCAACCGCUCCGCCAGAGGCCACCAUUCGACGCUCUGCUCUUUCUCUUCACCACCGCGACAGCGUCACUUCGAUCACCUCGACUUCCACAAACUCCUCGCCCACAAACACCAAUUCCACCUUUGACUCUCCCGUCAUCACCGACUCUUCCCCCGGGUCGUCCCCCGAGUCAGCGUCAUCGAAUGCCCCCGUCUCUCCUUUCCGGAACAUUAUGAUCAGACCGUCAAUCGAAGCACCUCGAAAUCCUCCGCCGCAGAGGAUACCGCCGCCCAAGGAAGAGCCACCGAGGCCUGGGUUGAUCUCUGACGCUCCCAAGAAUGUCAAGAAUCUAUCCUUGAACAUGGGCGCCGUAGUCCUUUCGCGGUCCACGACGUCGCAUGGAUUCGAGUCUCACGCUUUCUCAGCACCCACUUCUCCCUCGAAGGACGCGCCAAAAACAGGGCGAAGGAAGCCGACGAAUCUGACAAUCCGGACACCUGGGUUUCAACAAUCGACUUUCAAUCGGGCAAUGGACGUCCCCCCAACGCCCGGCUUCCGACCGACAUUACACCACAUGGCUUCGUCGCCAGCGCUCGCCUCAGUGGCUUCGCCGAAGAAACAACCUCCCGGCGGUCUGUUUCUCCAUCUACCUGCCUCUGGCACUGUCAUCUCUGGUCAAGGCUCGGAUUCAAGUAGCUCGGGCCAUUCUGUUAAUAGUCAGCUACCCGAGCUGAGGGAGGAGGACGAAAUCCACCGAGCGCAAAAGUCACAAGAAACUCAGGAGAAGGGAUACCCCGAAGGGCCGGUGCUGAUCUACGACACUGGAGUGUAUUUGUAUCUCGAACCCACCGCGGAGGAGGCAAGCAAGUUUGACACGGUCAUCAAUGUGGCCAAAGAAAUCAAGAAUCCCUUUCUGAUGGACGCUCCAAAGCCAGAGAUACCCGAACCCCAGACCGCCAUCUCCGAACUGUCCUUCAAGUCAGCCUGGGAGUGGCCUCGACCCAGUGACCUGCCGACACCUUCCACCCCGCGACCGAGUUCAUUCAGUCAAACGAAGCGGCCUGAAUACUUGCAUGUACCAUGGGAUCAUAACUCGGAAAUACUGGAGGAUCUGUAUUGUCUGUGUCGAUUAAUUGAUGAGCGGAUUCAAGAGGGCAAAAAGGUGCUCAUCCACUGUCAGCUGGGCGUCAGUCGAUCGGCUUCGCUGGUGAUCGCAUAUGGUCUGUACAAGGGCUACCAGCCCGAUUUCCACUCGAUGUACAUGGCGGUCAAACAGCGAAGUCAAUGGGUCGGGCCCAACAUGAGUCUGAUCUAUCAGUUGACGGAUUUCCGGGCAAAGGUGGUCAAAGACGUCUAUGGGGAUCAUUGCAACAAUCCCAAACCGAGCUGGUGGCAGAUAAGAUCGUCGAGCUCUCCGGUAAUGGAUACGCCCAUUGCCAAGCAGUCGUCCUGGCAAGCUCCGUCGGGAGCUGAUGGCCAAGCGCCGGGCUCUUCCAGCGCGUUUGUCGCGCCGCCGCUUGCGAAGGCCGUGCCGCCCUUAAGACUGAAUAAAGAGCUGCCUCCGGUUCCCCCUUUCCCACGAAAUGAGCCGACUACGGUGGCCACACCGAUCAAGCUCAGCCAGAUCUUGGGAGGCAUCGCGCGCCCAUCCCCUGAACCAGCAAAGACUACUGGGCCGGCACUUGCCGCCGAGACUCCGAGUCCGCCUCGCACACAGAGUCCUCCACAGGGUGCAUCCCCACGGCCGCUGCCGUUUCGAGAGCGCUUCGACCCCUCGCCCUCUCAAUCACCGCCUAACCCCUCGAAGACUCCCCGACUCGGACUCGUGACCAGCUCACCAAAAAUGGAUCUAGCCAUGGAGGAACCCAGCAGCCCAUCGCUAUUUUCACCUCGGGCGGCUGAGUUCAUGGCAUCGCCAUUCGGGAUCACGGCAGCAGGAGACCUCGCUGUGACCCAGAAACUCAAGAAGAAGCCGUCAAAAGGUGUCUUGCUCCCCCCACAGAUACGACCGUCGGUCCACUUGGCGGCAUCAGCGGAUCCCAUACCGGUUCCCUUUGACCCGCGAAGUCCCCAUCAACAGGGCGAAGGACCCGAGAUUUUUCGAAAUAUCGAAGACUUCUUGUAA